AUGAAGUCUACAUUGUAUUUGUGUUUGUUGUUUCUUGGACUUCAAGUCCACGGUCAACUUAAGUCCAACCUCAAUGAUGGACAGCAGGAACAAAAAAUACCCCAUUCCCCAGAAGACUAUUCCCCAGCUGAAGGUGAAAACUUGGCUCAUGGCAAGAUAGCCCCCAGCAAUGCUGACUUCGCAUUUAGGUUUUACAAGCAGGUCAGAGAGGAGGCGGGCAACAAGAACAUUUUCUUCUCUCCUUUGAGCAUCUCCACUGCCUUUGCAAUGCUCUCCCUGGGGGCCAGAUCAAACACACUCCGUCAGUUGCACAAAGGCCUUGCCUUCAACCUGACAGAGAUGGAGGCGCAGGAGAUCCAUGAGGGAUUUCAGCGUGUCCUCCUGCUGCUGAACGACCCUCACCGAGAAGUCCAGUUGAGCAUGGGCAAUGCCCUGUUCAUAGACGAUCGACUGAAACUGCUCCAAAAAUUUUUGAAUGAUGUCACAAAUUUUUAUUAUUCUGAAGCUAUUUCUAGUAACUUCCAGAAUUCUCCAGAGGCUAUAAAGGAAAUCAAUAACUACAUAGAAACAAAAACCCAUGGGAAAAUUGUUGAUUUACUCAAGAGUCUUGAUCCAGACACCAUGAUGGUUCUGGUUAACUACAUUUUCUUUAAAGGCUACUGGGAAAAUCCUUUCAGUAAUUUGACCACCAGGGACGAUGACUUCUUGUUGGAUGUCAAGAAUUCUGUUAAGGUCAAAAUGAUGCAUCAAAACAAAGCCUUUAAUAUCCAUAGGGAUGAGAAGUUGUCUUGCUGGGUAGUAGAAGUCCCAUACAAAGGAAAUGCUGCUGCAUUGUUUGUUCUGCCUGAUGAAGGGACAAUGAAGCAGGUGGAGGAUGCUCUGCUAAAAGAAACAGUGUCUAACUGGAUGCAAUCACUUGAAAAAAGAAAAAUCUACCUGGACCUUCCAAAAUUCUCCAUCUCUGGCUCCUAUGAUGUUAAGAGCCUGUUUGAGAAAAUGGGUGUGACAGAGGUGUUCAGUGACCAGGCUGAUCUCUCUGGAGUGGCAGAUAAAACUCUUCUGAAGGUUUCCAAA
Fulmarus glacialis (Northern fulmar) is the source of this 1074-nucleotide messenger RNA. Its product is annotated as alpha-1-antitrypsin-like. The record is from RefSeq and is a predicted model, not a curated record. Gene Ontology annotation, molecular function: serine-type endopeptidase inhibitor activity. The transcript is spliced from 3 exons. Gene Ontology annotation, biological process: negative regulation of endopeptidase activity. Lineage: Eukaryota; Metazoa; Chordata; Aves; Procellariiformes; Procellariidae. The annotation marks the transcript as partial.